Messenger RNA from Eruca vesicaria subsp. sativa (arugula), 654 nucleotides. The record is from the annotation of a GenBank genome assembly. Lineage: Eukaryota; Viridiplantae; Streptophyta; Magnoliopsida; Brassicales; Brassicaceae.
AUGAUCACUCCAAUCAAACUAGCCUUUCUCUUCUUCUUAUCUCUCACCGCAACCGUAACCGCUGCACCCGCAGCCAAACGCAGGAACUAUCUUUUCACACCGCAUGCAAAAGCAGUCGCGGGAGUAUGCACCGUCGUCCUAACAAACACAAGUCUAUGCUGCAAAACACUCAAACACGUUCCUACCGAUGAUCCCAUCGAAUUGAUCAGAGCGUUAGCGGUUGCGACUGAAUCUUCCGUGAAAAGAAGUGUAACUUUCCUCUCCGAGAUCAAACCAAAACACAAAUCAGACGCAACCGCAGCUGCAGUUAUCAACAGCUGCGAGAAAAACUUGAAGUACGCGUUGGAAGAUUUCGCUGAGUUUUGGAAAGCAACCGGAAAAGAUGUAGCAACGUUGGCUUAUAACUAUUUCACGUGUAAGAAGACGUUGAUGUCAAUCAUGGGGUAUCACUGGACUUGUUUGGAUGAUACUGAUGAUAAGAAUCUGUUGAAAGAAGUGGAGACUGGGAUUAGUGUUGGGAAGAAUCUAAGCAGUAACACGUUUGAUGUGUUCAAUGAUUUGAAAACUAUUUUUAAGACCUUUGGUAUCAAGGUGAAGCUUAACGAGGAAGACACUUCGCCCCGACCACCACCAUUGUCGGAUUAUUACUAUUGA